Etheostoma spectabile (orangethroat darter) is the source of this 4128-nucleotide messenger RNA. Its product is annotated as GRAM domain-containing protein 4. The transcript is spliced from 19 exons. Bases 311 to 2086 code for a protein of 591 amino acids. The record is from RefSeq and is a predicted model, not a curated record. Gene Ontology annotation, biological process: apoptotic process; negative regulation of toll-like receptor 9 signaling pathway. Lineage: Eukaryota; Metazoa; Chordata; Actinopteri; Perciformes; Percidae.
CUUGUUUGUCUCCCUACCGUUGGUGGCGUACCCCGCCCACAGCAGUGAUUAUUGUGUCUGGUCCAGGAACGCGGUCCGGGUUUUACUCCACAAAAACCUCCUCGUCUGGACUAACUACCGGAGACAGAAGAGGGAGGGUGGUCUGAAGCGGGUCUGAGAGGAGCGUGGUCCGGGUUGGAACGGGUUUGACCCGGUCUGGACCCUCGGUAAAGAGAGACGGAGGGAAAGUUUGCUUCAGUUUCGGUUGACGUCUCUGCAGCGCCGCCGGCAGCCAUGUUCAGGUAGAGACCGGCUCCACGGCGCCCCCACCAUGCGGAAGCAUCUGGACAGGAUCCGCUUCCGGGGCCAGAGGCGGGACGAGUUCCUGGACCUGGUCGAUUCGCCCUACGCGUCGGACACAGAGUGCCCCGAGGAGACCGUGACCAAAGCGCCGGUCUCCGUCAGGGAGGCGGAGGAGCAGAGGGAGGCGGAGGGAGAGCAGCACGGUGACGCACAGGCUGGUCCAGGAUCAUUUUCUGCCGCUCUCCAAGACGACUCGAGGACAGAUCUCAACGAGGUCAAAGGUCACCUGGAAAUCGCCUUGUUGGAGAAACACUUCCUGCAGGAGGAGCUGAGGAAACUCAAAGAGGAGUCCAACGUGGACUCCCUGAGACAGGAGCUGGAGAGGGAGCGCAGCAGGUGCACCGAGCUGGAGCAGAAGAUCAACGACGUCCUGAAGCCCAGACUUGAAGACUCCCCUUCUCAGACACCCAAAGCCCCGUCUCCGUCUCCGUCUCCUCCUCCACCUGCAGCCAGCAGCACAGACAAACAGAAGGACACUUUGUCCAACAGCGUCCUGAAAUGGCUUUAUGAUCGUUUUGGCGUUUAUAUCGAGGACUUCAGCUUCCAACCGGAGGAGCACACGGUGGAGGCGGAGGAGCCGCUGAGUGCCAAGAGGUUGACUGAAAACAUGAGACGGCUCAAACGAGGAUUCAGACCUCUGACCAACUUCAAGAGGAACCUUACUGCCCUGUCCAGCUGGAACUCUGUCUACACGUCGGCCAUCGCAUUCAUCGUUUACAUGUACGCAGCGUGGCACGGCUGGGCCGUCCCCAUGUUCCUGUUCCUCGCCAUCCUCCGACUAUCCCUAAAUUGCCUCAUCGCCAGAGGCUGGAGGAUCCAGUGGAGCAUCGUACCGGAAGUCUCAGAGCCGGUGGAGCCUCCUAAAGAAGACCUGACCGUCUCAGAGAAGUUCCAGCUGGUUCUGGACGUCGCUCAGAAAGCUCAGAAUCUGUUUGGGAAGAUGGCCAACAUCCUGGAGAAAAUAAAGAAUCUGUUCAUGUGGGUUCAGCCCGAGUUGACUCAGAAGCUGUACAUUGGUCUGUGGGUGGCCUUCAUCUCCUCCUGCCUGCUGCCGUUCAAACUGCUGGGAUUCUUCAUGGGUGUGUACGCAGGUAUAAAGUUUUUCAUCAUCGACUUCAUCUUCAAAAGCUGUCCCAAGCUGCGUCAGCGCUACGACACACCCUACAUCAUCUGGACCAAUCUACCCACCGACCUGCAGCUGAAGGAGCGCGGCAACACCACGCUGAGCAGACGGCCCACUGCGACGAGCGUCCGAGGGAGCGCCAGCGCUGCAGCUCCUCUGGGUGUCAGCCGGGACGAGGACGGAGGGCGGUACCACAGCACCAAGAGAGGAGCUUUUCACGAAGUCUUCAACCUGCCGGAGAGUGAGCGCCCUCUGACAGUGUGUGAGAACGGCUGGCGCUGCUGCCUCAUCAACAGAGACAGGAAGACACCGACAGACUACAUCCGCAACGGAGUCCUCUACGUCACCGAGAAUCAUCUGUGUUUCGAGAGCUCCAGCUCCAGAUCUGGAUCCUCCAAGAGAAACAAAGUCAUCAAACUGCUCGACAUCACCGACAUCCAGAAGUACAAAGUUUUGUCUGUGCUGCCUGGAUCUGGGAUGGGCAUCUCCAUAGCAACACCAUCCACCCAAAAGCCGAUGGUUUUCGGCGCGAUGAUCCACAGAGACGAGGCCUUCGACGCCAUCUUCACUCAGUACAUGAAGAUCGUUGGCACGGCUACAGCCACCGAACCGGAGACAUAGUGUCGCCUUCGCACGCACAAACACUGCACCUGUCUCACUAUAUUCACCGGUGACGUCGUGAAGCGGCUGCUGACGUCCGAUUGAGCUCCUCUCGCACGAUCGGGGUCCGCUGAUCGACUAAUAUAGAGCUCAAUAUAGAGCUUCAGCUUCCAGAAGGGAAAAUCCCAUUUCAUUUUCUCCAUAAGGAUCUUGAUUAGUAGCCAUCAUGUCUAAACUAUCCAAGAUGGUAAGCCACAAGUCCGAAUGAUAUUAAAACUAUAGUGCGUAGUUUCUGUAAUGACAACAAAACUGUCGGCGCGUCUACAUGAUACAAGCCUUCCGCCGUUACCGGUAGCCAAGGAGGACACGGAGGAUUAAAAAAACUUGAUGGACUCUUCAUAAGAGGUUCUUCACUGGAAUUCCUGCAAGUUAAAGUCACCAGACGACACCAAUUUCUAAACCCAGAAAUCCAGAGAGAGUUGCGUGGAAUUAGCUUCGUAGCAACUCAUAUGGCGACGGCUUUAAUGUGACGGACGUUCGUUACUAUGAAAAAAUUACGCACUAAAGCUUUAACCUUGUUUUUCAAAAUGUUAUUUUUGCUUCAUGUUUUAUGGUGACAAUUAAUCUCGCAGCUGGUUGGUUUGGUUCCAGGCUUAAAACCCUUUUUAUAGUUAAAGGACAACACAAAGGGUUAAACUGUUUUCACAGAAAGCUUCCGCCCAAGACUUUACGUCUUUUCGAGUGUUAAUUUACCAUAAAUGAUCAAAUUAAUGGCUUGGAUUUAAAUCUCAAAAUAACGGUUAGAAGGGGGCGUUACCUGAAUCAUAAUGAUAAUAAUCUCACUUGAUAAAUUCAGUAUAAAGUCAUUUCACACUCUGCUAACAGUACUUCCUCUGUAUAAUACUAAUACUAUUCUCAAACAGUGAUUAUUUCCAUUUGUUUCUUCUUCUUCUUCUUCUUCUUCUUCUUUCUCUUUUAUUUAUUCUCACCCUGCUACGCUCCAGUCGUUGAAGCUCACCACUUCCUGCACAGAUGCUUCACAUUAAAAGCCUUCCAAGGGCACAAUUUCUUUCUUACUUGAAAGGCUUUUAAUGUGAAACAUCUGCAGGAACACUGAUUUAAAAAAAGCUGACGCAACAACUACACUUUAUUAAAACUGGUCAGAUGGCGUCAUCCAGUGACUUUUGGAGCUAGUGCUAACUACUUUCAAUGGAAAAGAGACUGGCUGCAACUAUCAGUUUAUUUCGAUGGGUCCUAAAACCAGUUCAAACCCCCAAAAUAUUAAGUCUAAAAUGACAUUUAAGACUUUCCUGACCUUCCUUACAUUCCUAACUGCACCGUUACACUGAGACAUAUUACACUGGGACGUUUAUACCCACGUGUGAGGCAUUCCUCCUAGUUUUUAAAAUAAAUAACGAUUUAUUUUUCUUUUCUUACAUCAAUUGCAGAUAAACUUGUUUAAACGUAAUUCAUUUACAUUAGUGUCUUCAGGGAAUUGCAUUACAUAACUCCGUGUUCUACCUAGCGGCUACGCCUUACAGUCAGUUAAUAUUAUUAUAGUAUGUUGAUUUUUUUUAUGAGGUGGUAAGAGGCUGUUUGUAUUAUAUAUGAAUGUUGUGAAACAUUUAAUGUAAAUCACAAAGUUAACCUCAGCUUAACGUUUUUGUCUUAGCUUAAAGCUAAAGCUAGCGACCCAGAAACAACCCGUAACACAGUUAACAGUUUGUCGAGUCAAACUUUAAAUUUCCGUCACGUAAAGAAAACAGAAGCCACACGGAUAUGAAAUGUUGACUUUUUGUCCCAAACUUUAGCUUUUCUCUUAGCUCGAAGCUAAUCGGCUAAAGCAAUUUACAACACAUUAGGCUCGUUCGAGAUGAACUGCGCCCCGUCUGUAAAGUGGACGAGAGCAGGCGGCAGCAGCGGGGGGGCGGUGACAGAAAGCUGCGGUAAAGUCGGACAGUUUCCAGCCGAUUCCAGCCGCCUUCAGGCUGGACAGGAAGUGAUGAAAACACUGUGGUGCGAUUCUGAUUUGAUAAAAUAUAAUCAGACCCACGUAUCAGCUG